ACACGGGGGUUGGAAAACGGAAUCAGCAAAAUAUGGAAAAGUGCAAGUUGAUCUUAACUUGUUACUUUUGGUCUCAAAAAUAUUAGGUUCUAAUAUGAUAUAAAAAUCUUAGUUUUAAAAUCAUAAUACGUAAUACGACUACGCUACAUUACCCUACUUUUAAGUAAAAAGCUAAGACGACCCCCCUCUCAAAACAACUUGUUUGCCAAGUCUGUCUAACGGAAAAUAAAAAAGUUUAGAUUCGCUUUAACAAAGUUAUCGCUACUCCGGCACCAUUUUGCUCAAAGGCUGACAAAACACGGGUAUUAUCAAUACAGAGAUAAAGAUUUCUUUUUAUUUGACAUAAUGCAAUAACUACUAUAGGGUACAAUUAAGUUAUUGUGCCAUUGUGUGCAACAUUUUUUAUAAAGCUUUUUUUUGUUACGUGUCCUAUAGUUUCUAAAUUAUGAUUUGAAAUAACACAUAGUUUGUUAUGGUUUUUUAAUGCACAUAAAAUAUAUAUAAAUCUUUAAAACAGGAGGAAAGAUGUUGGCUUCAAUGCGCUCUGGAAAAUUAGCCAGGUUAUUUUUAAACCUGAUAUCAGUGUUUUGUUUGAUAGAAUUGCUGUAUUUUCUAAUGAUAAUGACCAUCAACCAACCAGCGUAUGAUAAUUGGAAUGCUGAUUUAAAAAACGAAAUCAUCGCAUUGGAAGAUCGAAUGUCACGAAAAGAAGUAUUGAAAGUAGAAAAAGUCGAAGAAGGGAAAGUUGGUCGUGAAUAUUUGGAGAAUAUGCUUAAAAUUCCAGAUCACAUGGAUGCAAAGACACGAAGGCUAAAAGACAUUCACGAUUUUAUAUACGAAACUUUAGAUAAACUUCAAAAUAAAGGCGAUUGUGAGGAAAAAAAGAUCGUCCAAUGUCAUAACUCUGUAAUGAGUGGUUUUGGAUCUACAAUACAUCGACAUGUGAUUUGCUUGCAUAUUGCAUUUGCUUUAGGACGUGCCUUUUUUAUCGAACACGAUUACUCUUCUUUUAACGGGCUAGCUGCAUUUACAAAAAUGGAAUCUGGUAAAUGUGCUUAUUUGAAAAACAAAAUUCCAGAAAUAAAAAGCAAAUGUAAUUUCAAAGAUCCUAAAUGCUACUUAAACAAAGACAAUUUUGAAAUCGAUAAUUCUUACAAGGUUUUAGAGUUUACGCACGAGGCAAACUUUCCUGCGCCGAAGUACAUACCUGGCACACUUCCCAAAAAUAUGGAAAAGGAGCUGUACGAUCUUGGCGUAAAGGAACCGUGGCAUUGGUUUACAUCUCAAUUGCUGGGUUAUAUGAUAUUGAGACCAAACCAUGCAUUCAAAGAGAAAUUGGCUCAGUCUUUAGAUGUGAUUCAAUUUCAAAAACCGGUAAUCAGCAUGCAUGUGAGGAGAGGUGAUAAAAUAGGUUCAGAAUCGCAUUUUAUAGAUGAGUCUACCUUCGUUAAAGCUGCAUUAGCAAAAUCCAACCAUACAUACGCGGAUUUGUAUGUUGCUAGUGGAGAAAAAUCUGCCAUCAUGAAAAUAAAAAAGAUGGUCACAGGGAAGUUUCGUGUUCGUCAAUCGCCUGCUAAUAAACUGAGCAGUAUUUUGGUCAAACGAGACGAUAAAAGCAAAAAUACAAUGGAAAACAUCUUAUUUGAUUUAUACAUGUUGGCUCACGCUGAUCACUCGAUUGUUACGUUCAGUUCUAAUGUUGGGCGACUGGUAUGGGAAUUAAAAACCGCCAUGUAUCCUUAUGACGCGAAAGAUACUGUGGUUUCGUUAGAUUCUAGACUCUUUUAUGGCUGGUAUGAUUACCACGCAAGGCAAACAUAUUAUCUGUCAACUAAAGAAAACAAAGCCAGCUACCCAGUUGGGAAGGAUAGCAUUGUGAUGGAAUAUAAUGUCGGUGAAUUAUUUUUACAUCAUCAUAAAAGACGAGUAACAGAUGACCAUGGGAAAUUUGUUAACUUGUCUCUAGUCACCAGUCGUAGUAACCACAAAUCAAAAGGUUACGUUCUGUCUGAUGACUUUACAGAAUGGCCUGGAAAGCCACAUUAUAAAAAUGAUAUUGCUUAACUGAUCUAUUCAUUUGCAAUUUUACCACUCGUAGGUUUUUCAAUCGUUAAAUUCUAAUAUAGGCAAAUUGAGAAGAGUGUUAAAAUUUGCCAACAUUAUAUUUUUAAACGUUACAAUAUUUACCAUAGAUCAAAAAUAAGUCUUUUUCAAACAUUGACAAAGCUUGCUUCUUCUUUUUGUGAGUGAAGCUUACUGAUUGGUAAAAUUUAGACUGUCCAUCAUAUACAACUUUUAAAAUGUUUUUCACUUGCAUUUUCUGCGUUUUUAAUAAUAAUAAUUCCCAUGUUUUUGUGUUAUAUUAUCAUAAUUUUCAUUUCAUCCGCCGAAGAUGCUUGUUAAUUUUUAGCUCAUGUUUAUGACUAUGAUACUUGAUGACGUUUUUGUAUUUAUUAAUCCUGGAAGGAUAGAAAACGUUUCUAGAUGAGACACAACUUCUUUGUCAAAUCAUCAGUUACCACAAAAUUUUCUUUAUAAAGAAGUGGCGUAAGUAAGUUGUGUUAUAAUAGUUGAGGAAAUUAGUUAAUAAUUUAGUACACAAAACAGCAUACCUCAACCUUUUUAUACCGAAUUGUGAUUAACUAGUGUAUUGACAAGUUGCUAUAUUUGCUACAUUGAAUACAACCCUACCCUAUUUCAUGACCUUUACUUUUUAGGUAUUUGGUCCUUAACAUAUAUAAUCCUUAAAAUAUAGCUAGUAUUGACAGCAGGACAAUAGUCAUAAUUAUCCUUAAGGAGAUUCUCCAUUAUUAUUGAUCAAUUUAAUCUAAAUAAUCCGAGUAACAGUGUGGAAUAACAGAUUUACGAGUUCAAUUUACGAGUUCAAGUUUGAGAUUGAUGGACGGGCUGGACAAUUGUCAAUGGUAAGAGCAAUUUUUCGAUCAUGUGUACGAAACGCUCAGUCGAGUUUACGGAACUACUUUUGAAAGAUCUCACUAUUCACCCAACUCUUGACUGAAACAAAAGCGGUUUCAUGAUUACAAACAUGGGCGGUUUUCCUUCUGUUCCACCGUUCCACUUGCUGCUGUCAUUUCUUGACUUUUCUUAUCUUCCCCCAUAAACGUUUUGCAAAUUUAAGCGUCUUUUCUUAAAGCAUUGGGCCAUUAAUCGGAAAGUUUUUCAACUAUUUGAAAACAUAUUGUGUUCGCUUGUUUAUACUAACAAUAUCUUUCCAAACCUUCAAACAGUUUAUUUUCGUUUUUCAUCCACAUGGAUAUUGUGUUUUUUGGAACACCAAAUUUUUAUGAUGUCUCCUUGUUGGUCAUUCCCUUCUCAAUUUGUCCAACGUUUUAACUCUUUUGUAUAUUUUAUUUGCAGGCAAAUUUUCAAACCCUUUGAUUACAUUUGAAUACUGAA
Messenger RNA from Hydractinia symbiolongicarpus, 3417 nucleotides. RefSeq names its product alpha-(1,6)-fucosyltransferase-like. Gene Ontology annotation, molecular function: alpha-(1->6)-fucosyltransferase activity. NCBI's taxonomy places the organism in Eukaryota, Metazoa, Cnidaria, Hydrozoa, Anthoathecata, Hydractiniidae. The record is from RefSeq and is a predicted model, not a curated record. The coding region runs from base 526 to 2064 and encodes 512 amino acids. The transcript has 3 exons. Gene Ontology annotation, biological process: protein N-linked glycosylation.